Messenger RNA from Pyrus x bretschneideri (Chinese white pear), 4041 nucleotides. Its product is annotated as protein TOPLESS. Gene Ontology annotation, molecular function: protein binding. Bases 234 to 3758 code for a protein of 1174 amino acids. Lineage: Eukaryota; Viridiplantae; Streptophyta; Magnoliopsida; Rosales; Rosaceae. Gene Ontology annotation, biological process: regulation of DNA-templated transcription. The record is from RefSeq and is a predicted model, not a curated record. The transcript is spliced from 26 exons.
UCCUCUUUUCUCUCUGAAAAAUAUAAAUACAAAAAUUUUCUGGAGAGAGAGAAGGAGAGUUUGCUAUAAGUUUCUGGAGAGAGAAAGCUUUCUCCGAGCUCUGUCUCUGUCUCUCUCUCUCUCUCUCUUCCUCUUCUGGAUGUGUGGCUGUUUGUUCUGAUUUGGUUUUCUCAAGAUCUAGUUAUAUUGUUGGUGAUAUUUCUGGUUCUGGAAUCAAAGAGGGGGCGGUCAAGAUGUCUUCUCUGAGUAGGGAGCUUGUGUUCCUGAUCUUGCAGUUUCUCGAUGAGGAAAAAUUCAAAGAGACUGUUCACAAGCUAGAGCAGGAAUCUGGGUUUUUCUUCAACAUGAAGUAUUUUGAGGAUGAGGUGCAUAAUGGCAAUUGGGAUGAAGUUGAGAAGUACCUCUCCGGGUUCACUAAAGUGGACGAUAACCGCUACUCCAUGAAAAUCUUUUUCGAGAUAAGGAAGCAGAAGUAUCUCGAGGCACUGGACAAGCAUGAUCGGUCCAAAGCCGUGGAUAUUCUAGUUAAGGAUUUAAAGGUUUUUGCCACAUUCAAUGAAGAACUUUUCAAGGAAAUCACUCAGCUCUUGACAUUGGAGAACUUUAGGGAGAAUGAACAACUAUCCAAGUAUGGAGAUACAAAGUCUGCCAGGGCAAUCAUGUUGGUUGAACUUAAGAAACUGAUUGAAGCGAAUCCCUUGUUCCGUGAUAAAUUGCAGUUUCCAAACCUUAAGAAUUCGAGGCUACGGACUCUCAUUAACCAAAGCUUAAAUUGGCAGCAUCAACUUUGUAAGAAUCCAAGGCCAAAUCCUGAUAUAAAAACACUUUUUGUGGAUCACUCAUGUGGACAACCGAACGGUGCAAGGGCACCAUCGCCUGCAAACAACCCACUGCUUGGGUCCUUGCCCAAAGCUGGAGGGUUUCCUCCGCUAGGUGCACAUGGGCCUUUUCAACCUACACCAGCCCCGGUUCCAAUUCCCCUUGCAGGUUGGAUGUCUAAUCCUUCCACAGUUACUCAUCCAGCAGUUUCUGAAGGAGGAGGUAUUGGUCUUGGUGGUCCAUCAAUAACAGCUGCCUUGAAACAUCCAAGGACUCCUCCAACUAAUCCUUCUGUGGAGUACCCGUCUGGGGAUUCUGAUCAUGUUUCUAAAAGAACAAGGCCGAUGGGGCUUUCGACUGAAGUUAAUCUCCCUGUUAACAUGUUGCCAGUAACAUUUCAAGGGCACGGACAUGGUCAAGCUUUGAAUGCACCUGAGGACUUGCCUAAGAAUGUCACACGGACUUUGAAUCAGGGUUCAUCACCCAUGAGCAUGGAUUUUCAUCCUUCACAGCAGACUUUGCUUCUUGUUGGUACCAAUGUGGGGGACAUUGGGCUGUGGGAAGUUGGAUCUAGGGAGCGACUAGUUUUAAGGAACUUCAAAGUAUGGGAUCUUAGUUCAUGCUCAAUGCCCUUGCAGGCUGCUCUAGUUAAGGAACCUGGUGUGUCUGUUAACCGUGUGAUUUGGAGCCCUGAUGGUGCUUUAUUUGGUAAGCUUGAGCAUACUGAAGUAACUGUGGCAAAUGUUUUAUGGCUUUAUAAUUAUUUAAGGACUGAAUUAGAUCCUAAUUAUUGUAUCAUUUACAAUCCAAUUACAGGUGUUGCUUACUCAAGGCAUAUUGUUCAAAUAUAUUCAUAUCAUGGGGGUGAUGACGUACGACAACACCUAGAGAUUGAUGCACAUGUUGGUGGAGUAAAUGAUCUAGCUUUCUCCCAUCCCAAUAAGCAGCUUUGUGUGAUUACCUGUGGGGAUGACAAGACCAUCAAGGUGUGGGAUGCUGCAACCGGUGCAAAACAAUAUACUUUUGAAGGUCACGAAGCUCCAGUUUAUUCUGUCUGCCCACAUUAUAAGGAAAACAUUCAGUUUAUCUUUUCAACAGCACUGGAUGGAAAGAUAAAGGCUUGGUUGUAUGACAAUUUGGGAUCUCGAGUUGAUUAUGAUGCUCCUGGUCGCUGGUGCACAACCAUGGCUUAUAGUGCUGAUGGUACAAGGCUAUUUUCAUGUGGGACAAGUAAAGAUGGUGAGUCACAUAUUGUUGAAUGGAAUGAAAGUGAAGGCGCUGUGAAGAGGACCUAUCAUGGCUUUCGCAAGCGUUCUUUAGGUGUUGUGCAAUUUGAUACUACUAAAAACCGGUUUUUGGCUGCUGGUGAUGAUUUUUCAAUUAAAUUUUGGGACAUGGACAACACUCAACUUAUGACAACUGUUGAUGCUGAUGGAGGCCUCCCAGGAAGCCCUCGUAUCCGCUUUAACAAGGAUGGCACUCUCUUGGCUGUUUCUGCCAACGAGAAUGGGAUUAAGAUUUUGGCAAAUGCAGAUGGAAUGCGGUUGUUGCGAACAUUUGAGAAUCAUCUUUCUUACGAGGCGUCGAGGACCUCUGAAGUUGUGAUGAAGCCUGCAAUAACCCCAAUUCAAGUUGCUGCUGCUGCUGCGGCAGCGGCUAGCAGUGCUGGACUGGCUGAACGAAGUGCAGCUGCAGCUGCUCUUUCUGGAAUGAAUGGGGAUGCUCGGAACUUGGGGGAUGUGAAACCUAGAAUAGCUGAAGAAUCCAAUGACAAAUCAAAGAUUUGGAAGCUCACUGAAAUCAGUGAACCAUCCCAAUGCCGUUCCUUGAGGCUACCUGAAAACAUGAGAGUAACCAAGAUUUCGAGGUUAAUCUAUACCAACUCAGGAAGUGCAAUUUUGGCAUUAGCAUCAAACGCCAUCCAUUUGUUAUGGAAAUGGCAGAGGAGUGAGCGUAACUCUACUAGCAAGGCAACUGCUAGUGUUUCACCUCAACUGUGGCAACCCACAAGUGGCAUUUUAAUGACCAAUGAUAUUACUGACACAAGUCCUGAAGAAGCUGUUCCUUGCUUCGCUUUGUCCAAGAAUGAUUCUUAUGUAAUGUCAGCAUCUGGUGGAAAGAUUUCCCUGUUCAAUAUGAUGACAUUUAAGACAAUGACAACUUUCAUGCCUCCACCACCUGCCGCAACAUUUCUUGCUUUCCAUCCUCAAGAUAACAAUAUUAUAGCUAUUGGAAUGGAUGAUUCUACAAUUCAGAUAUAUAAUGUCCGCGUAGAUGAGGUUAAGAGCAAGCUUAAAGGUCACUCUAAAAGGAUAACUGGCCUGGCAUUUUCUCAUGUACUGAAUGUGCUAGUUUCAUCAGGAGCUGAUGCACAGCUUUGCGUAUGGAGCUCUGAUGGAUGGGAGAAGCUGAAGUCCAGAUUCUUGCAGCUUCCAGCUGGAAGAACGACAGCUUCCCUAUCAGACACGCGUGUACAGUUUCAUCACGAUCAGCAACAGUUCUUGGUUGUUCACGAGACUCAACUUGCCAUAUAUGAAACAACAAAACUAGAAAUUGUCAAGCAGUGGGUCCCACGUGAUUCUGCUGCACCAAUCUCUCAUGCAACAUUCUCAUGCGAUAGCCAGCUUGUAUAUGCCAGCUUUUUAGAUGCAACCGUUUGUGUGUUUAGUGCUGCAAAUCUCAGACUACGGUGUCGUAUUAAUCCUUCUGCUUAUCUUCCUGCUAAUGUCAGUUCUAACGUGCAGCCCCUCGUGAUUGCGGCGCAUCCACAAGAAGCAAAUCAGUUUGCAUUAGGACUAUCGGAUGGUGCUGUUCAUGUCUUUGAGCCCCUUGAAUCUGAAGGCAAAUGGGGUGUGGCCCCACCAGUUGAAAAUGGGUCAGCAAGCAGUGCGCCGGCUAAUCAAGUUGGAGCUGCAGGGUCAGAUCAAGCGCAGAGAUAAUCAAGUGGCUGGCAGAGCACAAGUUGUUUUACAUGCUUUGCUUGCUGGCCUAUUCCAAAUACAGUUGUGUUCUUCAUGCAGUGUAAUUUAAACGAGGAAUGAUGUGCAGAUAUGUAGAUUUAACGAGUUGGUUCAGAAUCUCAAGUAAGUUAAAUGCAGGAGUAUUAGCAGUGAAAUGUAUUUAAAUUAUGCGUUGGAAAUGAAGAGUUUUACAUUUCUUAGGUAUGCUUUUCUUCCAAAGAUGAUCAGAUCAUGAAUAUAAUUCUAGGUUUUUUAUGUCAAA